CAAACAUUGUUGAUAAUUAAAGUCACAAGAAGUCAUGAGUACUUUGUAGAAGAGGAGGGAAGUGGAGCGUCCUCAUGACUGUUCCUGCCUCUGUGCUCCUCCUCUCCGAGCGCUUUUGUUGAAGAGCUACACCACAACUUCUCUCUGAAGUUUCCUUUUCCCCGGCGCGACUUCAUCCAAAUGGGUCUAUUCCCGUCCGCACCGCGGUGCUGAUUCAUGACCCAGAUUACUGUAAUCUGCAACAUUAUAAGGUGGCGUAUGUUUAAAAUGUGCCGUUUGGACGAUUAAAGACGACACCAUGGUGGACAGACGGACUUUCAACGUUGUGAUUUUGGGAGUGGGCUUUCUGUUCAUCUUCACUGCCUUCACCACAUGUGGGAACAUUGAACAAACUGUGGUGAAAAGCCUGGAAAAUGGGACUUUCUCUGGAAGCGGCUACCACAGCCUUGGGAUCAUCUAUGGCGUCUUUUCAUUCUCCAACCUGCUUGCACCUUCAGUUGUGACUGUCAUCGGCCCCAAAAUCACUAUGUUUUUGAGCGGCAUGCUGUACAGUGGUUACAUCGCUGUGUUCAUCAACCCCUCAACAUGGUCCCUUUACUUCACUUCUGUCCUCAUCGGCAUCGGAGCAGCCUUGCUUUGGACGGCUCAAGGACAGUUCCUGGUGGAGAACUCGGAGGCCUCCACCAUCAACAGGAACACGGGGAUGUUCUGGGCUCUUCUGCAGUGCAGCAUGCUGUUCGGCAACCUCUACAUCUAUUUCGACUGGAACGGAAGGACGGAAAUCCCAGACGGCAGCAGGAGGAGCGUCUUCCUGUCCCUGCUGGUCACCUCCGUCCUCGGCACGCUCAGCUUCCUGGUGCUGAGGGGCGGCCGCCGCGAGGAGGAGCUGCUCUCCGAGGAGGAGGGCCAGUCGCUGCUCUCCACCCGCAUGAUGUACACGCACAGAGCAAACACCGCAAUCCAAGACACCAAGUCCGAACUGGCAACCAUCCUGCAGCUGCUGAAGACCAAAACGAUGCUCCUGCUGAGUCCCUGCAUGGCGUACAGCGGCCUGGAGCUAUCUUUCUACAGCGGAGUGUACGGGACGUGCAUCGGAGCCACCGCGCAGUUCGGCGCCGCAGCCAAAGGCUUGAUAGGGAUCUCGGGGAUUGUGGUAGGCAUCGGAGAAAUAGUAGGUAAAUUGAGUUUUUUUUUUAAUUUACUCCUCUCCCAGAACACGUUCGGAUGCUUUAAGGUGCCGGAGUUGACACCGAGUGUGAACUUUCCCCCCCCUCCCCCUGCAGGAGGAGGCUUGUUCGGGCUGAUGUGCAAGAACAGCCGCUUCCGGCGGACCUCGGUGGUCUUCCUGGGAAUGGUGGUCCACUUCGUGGCCUUCUAUUUAAUCUUCAUUAGCAUCCCCAGCGACGCCUCCGUCGUGUUUGAAACCAACACCCAGAGGACGCCGUACCUCACUCCCAGCGUGUCCAUCGCCCUGCUGUGCAGCUUCCUCCUGGGACUGGGCGACAGCUGCUUCAACACGCAGCUCUACAGCAUCCUGGGCCACGUGUACGCCGAGCAGAGCACGCCGGCCUUCGCCAUCUUCAAAUUCAUCCAGUCUGUCUUCGCAGCGGUGGCGUUCUUCUACGGCGGCUACCUCCUGCUGAUGUGGCAGCUCCUGCUGAUGGUCGUCCUGGGCUUCGCGGGGACGCUGUGCUUCUUCGUGGUGGAGAGGACGCAGAACUUCGCCGCGGACAUCCAGGAGUACUGAGACGGCGGCUCAGACGCGUCUGGAGGGCAGCCUCGGAGAAAUAGGAAGCGACGCCUGAUAGUAUUACGUCGUCGUUCUACAUUUGCACAUGAUUGGUCCUAAUUACACAAAACAAUCAUUAAUUUUUUUAACAUUUUUUUUUUUUAUUGUGCUAUUAAACUCUACCUGGUGUUGCCUUCGCAAUUUAAUAACUACUGACGUGUCGCUUCCAGCUCAGGUUUUUAAUAAUUAUAGCAUCAUUAUUGAUAUUUUUUACCUUUUCAAAGCUGUUUAUAGUCUUUAAUUAAAUAUGAUACGUUUUCAUGCAUGACAAUCACUACUCCUCUCUUAUUUGUACAUUUUGAAUACUAAUGUCAGUGUAUUUUCUCUAUUUUUGAGAAU
Salarias fasciatus (jewelled blenny) is the source of this 2128-nucleotide messenger RNA. RefSeq names its product UNC93-like protein MFSD11. Lineage: Eukaryota; Metazoa; Chordata; Actinopteri; Blenniiformes; Blenniidae. The record is from RefSeq and is a predicted model, not a curated record. The transcript is spliced from 12 exons. Bases 299 to 1747 code for a protein of 482 amino acids.